Rosa chinensis is the source of this 3252-nucleotide messenger RNA. RefSeq names its product dirigent protein 23. The record is from RefSeq and is a predicted model, not a curated record. The transcript has 2 exons. NCBI's taxonomy places the organism in Eukaryota, Viridiplantae, Streptophyta, Magnoliopsida, Rosales, Rosaceae. Bases 120 to 680 code for a protein of 186 amino acids.
CCAUAAACUUUCCCGUGAUUUAAGACCUCUUUGCGGACCACAAAUAUCCCACGCGUCCCAGACGUACAUCAUCUCCUUUUUCUUUGGACAGUUGAAAGCUAGAGAAAAAUCAGAUCCAAAUGGCAAACACAGCUCUACAUCUGGUGCUGAUGGUGUUCAUCUCCUUGGUGGUGUCCUUCACUGAAGCGAAGUGGGCUGAGUCCGUGGAGGCAACAAAGGAAGCGACGCCAUCGGAGACAGUAACCAACCUCCAGUUCUACUUCCACGACACAGUCAGUGGGAAGAACCCUAGUGCCGUACGUGUGGCUCAAGCUUCCGACACCGAAAAGUCUCCGACACUUUUCGGGGCUUUACUCAUGGCUGAUGACCCGCUCACCGAGACUCCCGACCCCAAUUCCAAGCUCGUAGGCCGGGCACAAGGGCUAUACGGGUCAUCCUGCCAGCAGGAACUUGGCCUGAUUAUGGCCAUGAGCUUUGCGUUCUCGGACGGUACGUACAAUGGUAGCUCCAUUAGUAUUUUUGGAAAGAACCCGAUCACGAACCCAAUUCGGGAGUUGCCGGUUGUGGGUGGAACUGGGGUUUUCCGGUUGGCUCGUGGCUAUGCAAUUGCCCAUACGCAUUGGGUAAAUGCCACAGCUGGCGAUGCAGUUGUUGGAUACAAUGUCACUGUAGUUCACUAGAGCUAGCUCUUUGAACUUUUCUUUUAGUUUUCCUAUCAUUUGUGCUUUAAAUUUCUGUGUUGUUCCUUUUUAUUUAUAUCAUCUCUUUUAUGAUCAUUCAGUGUCAAUAUAUGUCAUCUUGUGUGUAUUUUCCUAUCAUUUGUUGGGUCCGUUUAAACUGAGUUGCUUGUUUUGCUUUAAACUUCUAUGAUGUUCCUUUUUACUUAUCUCAUCUCGAUCUCCUAAGAUCAUUUAGUGUCAACAUAUGUCAUCUUCUGCUUAUCAAAAAAAAAAAACAUAUGUCAUCUUCUGUGUAUUUUCCUUUCAUUUGUUGGGUCAAUUUAAACUGAGUAGCUUAUUUUGCUUUAAAUUUCUGUGAUGUUCCUUUUUACUUUUCUGAUCUUUCCUAUGAUCAUUUGGUGUCAACACAUGUCAUCUUGUGUGUAUUUUCCUUUCAUUUGUUGGGUCAAUUUAAACUAGUUGCUUGUUUUGCUUUAAAUUUCUGUGAUGUUCUUUUUUACUUAUUUCAUCUCUCUUAUGAUCACUUAGUGUCAAUAUAUGUCAUUUUGUGUAUUGGGGUCUAAUGACAUAAUACCAUUACUGUACUUAUUUUAGCAUAAUAUAUUUCGGUUGAUGAUUUAAAUAUUCUAUAUUCAAUGUAUUUAAUAAAUUAUGUGAAAUUUCACUUUAUUCUUCUAGUUCGAUCUCUUUUGUUUAAUAAAUAAAAAUUAUUACAGCAGAUCGAAUCUCUAUCCUAACUAUAAAUUCUAACAUAAUUCCCUACUCCACACCCCGCUUCAACUAAUCGGGCUCAAAAUUCUCAAUUUCCACCAAUUCCCAAUCAAUCAUUUUCAUUUAAAAAUGCAUAUUUUGCCUCACCACUUUGCAUGAAUCACUAGAUGAAUGGAGGUGACCAUUCAGUCUAUUUUGGUUGAUGAAUAAAGGUGAUUGGAUCGUGCAAAGAGAACCAAUUAGCCUCAAUUUUUUAUGAUAUUGAAUGAUUCGUCCCCAGAAAAUACCCCAUAUAUCGAUCGAGCUCAUCAUGAAAUAUCUUCCUUCAUUUUUUUUGUGUUCCCAUGCAUAAUAAGUAUAUAUGUUUUGUACUUUGUAAUAACUUUGAAGAGACAUUUAACUCUCAAAUCAAAAAAUCAUGCAAAUUUUUUGCCUUCAUAGAGACAACACUAAUAUCAUCUUCUGUUAGGUAGAGAAAUCAUUUCGUGAUUUUAGCCUGCAUCGAUCAAGAGUGGCAUGCAAUUCCUGUAAUGAGUUGUACGUGUUCGUAUUUCAUGUGUUACGUUUAUAAACCCUAAUAUCCGAUUAGUUUUUUUUUUUUUAAUCCGAUUAGUUUGAUUAAUUAUAUCAAAUAAUAAUCUCAAUACUACUCUAAUUUUCUUAUGUUAAUAUCAGCAUCAUUCUUUUAUUUGUAUAUACAGUUUGGUUGUAAAAAUAUAACAAAUGUGGAUUAUAUAUAUGCAUAGUCUAGAGAACUUCGACGGAGAUGUCCGAACUCAUUUGGACAGGACUCACAGGAGUAUAGAGUAUUAUCCCUAGCUAGUAAGACUACUAUGAGCCAAUCGGACUCUUAAUUCUGGUCGUUAAACCAAAGCCACCAUUGUUAUAUCUAAAGGAGCUUGUCCUGUAUCUGCUUUACUGGUAACUCAAUUCCUUUCACUUUUUAACAAUUAUGCCAAAGCACACCAUUAUUUGUUUUCCUCUUUUUUUCGUCUUUAUGUCACUUUUCUAGUCCUACCCUACUAUAGAAUAGCGACCAUAUGACCAACAGGCAUGAGCCAACUAGACAACUAGUAGUUUCGUGGCCUGCAUAUGUAUUACUUUUGGGUAGUGCUUACGGUAGAAAACAAGCAGAUAAGAUUGAUGCUUCCACAGGUUCCCUGUAAAGUGCCUCCAAAGCCUUUCAUUUGCUUUGCUCACAAAAAGAAAAAUGAAGGUAAAGUUUUUCUUCAUUAGCCUUAUUCAUGCCAUUAUUCUUAGUGCGCAGCAGCGUCAUCAUUGAAGAGAACAGAGAAAUUGACCACUGGUUUCAAAAGCAAAACCGAAGCUGACCCAACUCCAUUUCUACUUUCACGACACAGUUUCAGGGCCGGCCCAGACGGCAGUUAUGGCAGUCCCACCACCCAAGACUGUCAAGCCAUCCACCACCUUGUUUGGACAAGUCACCAUGUUUGACGACCCGCUAACCAAGGGACCCGAACUCACGUCCAAGAGCUCUUAGGUGGAGGCCAGGGGCUAUAGCAUCCCAAGAGGGAAAUCAGUCUACUUAUGGCUGUGACCUUUGUUCUCAGUAGUGGGAACUGGGAAGCACAAUGGCAGCAGUUUCACUAUCUUGGGGCGCAAUGCAGUGGAACAUUCCCCGCGAGAGUUUCCGAUUGUAGGUGGAACCGGAAAUUUCCGAUUGGCCCGAGGGUUUGCCAUUGCAAAGACUUUUCUUGUUAAUUCUAGUGUUGCUGUCGUGGAAUAUAAAUGUUGCAAUUAUGCAUUAUUGAACGCAAGAAUGAAAAUGGUCGGUGUGGUUCGUUUUCAAAUGAAUGAAUGUGGUUUAGUCUUUGUGUUGGUCAAGCAUGUUCCUAAUAAU